Carassius auratus (goldfish) is the source of this 2670-nucleotide messenger RNA. Its product is annotated as partitioning defective 3 homolog B-like. The record is from RefSeq and is a predicted model, not a curated record. Gene Ontology annotation, biological process: microtubule cytoskeleton organization; establishment of cell polarity; cell adhesion. The transcript is spliced from 12 exons. Gene Ontology annotation, cellular component: apical junction complex; adherens junction; apical plasma membrane. NCBI's taxonomy places the organism in Eukaryota, Metazoa, Chordata, Actinopteri, Cypriniformes, Cyprinidae. Bases 325 to 2097 code for a protein of 590 amino acids. Gene Ontology annotation, molecular function: protein binding; phosphatidylinositol binding.
UCAGAGUUAUUCACUCUCCAGCUUCCGGUUUCACUCUGGACGUCAGCGCGCGUGAACUCGGGAAAGAUAUAUCGAGACUUUUCUCUGGCAUCCAGGACUUUUAAUUCUGUUCUAACUGUGGUUUGGAAUGACCACUGAACACUUAUUCCGUUCAUGGACUUAGUACUGGCUUACUCAAUCUUUCGUAGCACUUCAAAGAGAAAGAAGAUCACCUGUAACAGUUGACCGAUGACACCUGUUGUCUUUUCUGCGCUCGGUUUAAGAUAAUCUGUGAAUCUGUAAACAAACCACGGGGAUAUUUGAACGUUUGAUGACGCAGUUACGAUGAAAGUGACUGUAAAUUUCGGGGAAACGAGGAUUGUCGUCCCGUGUAAAGACAGCUGGAUGGUACGGGAUUUGAUUGAUCAAGCCACUCUAAGAUACAAGAAGAUUAUUGAACAGGAUGGGGAAUUCCUGGUGCGCACGCUCCAUGUGGAGUAUAUGGACGGGGGGAUCCUGGACCCAGAUGAUAUGCUAAUAGACCUGGUGGAGGACAAAGACAAGCUGAAGGCUGUGUUUGAGAAGACGGAGCUCCAGCAGAGGGCGAUGGUGAGUCCUGGAGGGAGUGUGGCGUCCGGUCGCUCCAGCCCUGACCCCUCUGAACCUGAGCUCAGCGUCCUGCAGCCCUACCUGGGCAGUGAGAUAGAGGUCACCCCCUCCACACUCAAAUCAACCACUCCUCUAUCCGUGCGAAGCAGCAGUGACCCCGCCCUCGCCCCGCCCCUGGAUGUCAAUUCAAUGGACCCCGAGGACCCCAGCAGACCCCAGUCCACUGGUGUUGGUCAUGCGUCCGCUGUGAAGGGAGGAGCCAUGGACAAACCCAAGGUGGACGUCCCCAACUCCAGAACUGGACAAUUCGACUUAAGAAGUCUAACACGGACAGUAGAUAUUUCUGGAGACCUCGGGCCUUUGGGCAUCAAAGUCAUAUCAUACUGCUCCUCACUGAGUGGAAGGACUCUGGGUCUAAAUAUCCGAGCCAUCGAGAAGAACAGCCGCUCCGAACAAGAGGGGAUCUUUGAAGAGGACGAGUGCAUCGUGCAGAUCAAUGACACCGAGUUAAUAGACAAGUCCUUUGCUCAGUCUCAAGAGGUGUUUCGCAAAGCCAUGUCUUCACCCACCAUACGUUUGGAGGUGCUUCCUGUCGCCAACAAGCUCCGCUAUGAGAAGAGCCUCAUCGGGCAGCUUUUCAACAACACUGAACCAGACCCUGUGGUCCCUAAGGUCAAGAGUCCUUUCUUGGUUCAUAAACUCAUAAGCAAUACAUCUACGCCAUCUCCAGAGCCACCUGCCUCACAAACCCCGCCCCAAAAGGAGGAGGAGAUUCAGCCUGCAAGACACACCCCCAUUGAAACAGACCAUCGCAGAGCCACGCCUUCUCCUCCGGUCAGUGCGUCACCCACCCUGAAAGAUCGCAGCGAGAGCCCCACCCCCAAAAAGACCCCUGCCCUAACCACACUAGUUAAUACGAACAACAAAAAGCCUGGGAAGAAAAUGAAGAUCGAUUUGAAGAAAGGUACUGAGGGCCUAGGAUUCACCGUGGUAACCAGAGACUCAUCCCUUCAUGGUCCAGGACCCAUUAUGGUCAAGAGCAUCAUGCCCCGCGGAGCUGCUGUUAAAGAUGGACGGCUCAAGUCUGGAGACCGUAUCCUGGAGGUGAAUGGAGUGGACAUCACAGGACGCACACAAGAGGAACUGGUGGCUAUGCUGCGGAGCACCAAACUGGGAGAAACCGUGUCUCUUGUAGUCGGAAGACAUGAGGAAUUUUUGCCCAGAGAACUGAAAGGAGAACCAGCAGGUCCACUUCUGUCUGAGGACGGGCGAGAGCAGCUGAUGUUUGAAGUUCCUUUGAAUGACUCCGGCUCAGCUGGUCUAGGGGUCAGUCUGAAGGGUAAUAAGUCUCGAGAGACUGGAGAAGACCUGGGCAUCUUCAUCAAGUCCAUCAUCCACGGCGGCGCUGCACACAAGGUGAACUUCACCAAAUGCUGUUACAGAAAUAUGAAUACUCCUCUCCUCAAUCAAUCCAGCCAGGCAGCAGGUGUUGUGUCUGUGUGUAGAUAAGGGCACAUCUACUGUCUCCUAUCAGCAGUGUAAUCAAGAGUGGGCUCACAGGUGGAGCUGCAUCUCUGGCCUCUAUCAGCACUCCAGUGGAGAGUGGGCUCAGAGAGCAAGCUGCAUCACAGGCCCCCAUCAGAGAGACGCUCAAAGAAAUAGACAUUUUCAGAGGCUGAGCUCUUCAUUUGACUUCUGAUGUUCACCCUUAUCACUCUCUCUCUGGAUUCUGUUGCUCCUCUAGCAUUUACACUCCGGGAUUGAGAUCAAAUGGGCAUGAAUUUUAAAAACUGCAUGCUCAUUUCUGCAAUAAAUUGUUGUAUUAUUCUGCCAGUUAAUGAAUUAAAACAUGCUGAAGGCCAUCUUGGGUUGUGAGCUUCCAGAGUGUCUGCUUAUGUAUGCAUGAGUAUAUUUACUCAAUAGAUGGACACAAGUGUUUGUGUCCGUUCUGCCUGAGACCCCCUCCCAGAGCGGUAUCGGUGGUCUGCGGUCAGUGACCUCGCCCAGGGGUCAGGUUCAUCCACUGUGACACAGACUCUCAGGAGUCUUUAGCGGCUCCAGUGGCUUUUAGCUGCUAAUUAG